Messenger RNA from Mauremys reevesii (Reeves's turtle), 849 nucleotides. RefSeq lists its product as uncharacterized. The record is from RefSeq and is a predicted model, not a curated record. The transcript is spliced from 5 exons. The coding region runs from base 1 to 849 and encodes 282 amino acids. Lineage: Eukaryota; Metazoa; Chordata; Testudines; Geoemydidae.
AUGACGCCCCACGAGGUGCCGCCGACGACCUGUGCAGGCGCGGCUCCUUCGAAGGCCAUCACUGGGGUCUGCAUCGCGCUGCUGCUAGUCAUGGUGACUGGGUUAGCCAUUUACUGCUGGAGACGGAGGAGGGCGCAGAAAGGUUCUUACAGCGCAGUGGAGACGCCCCCCGAGGCCCCAGCUGGGCGCAGAGACAAGACGCGCGGCGAGGACACGGUGCUGAUGGGGACUGACGGGGUCAGCGAUGCCGGGGAGGGGUCUGAGCAGCAGCCGCUGUUACCUGCUCAGGGCCGGGAGCAGAGCGAGACACAGGAGCAGGACGGGGCGCAGGGCACAGCAAGUUCCAAUUUUUCUGGAUCAAAAGCAUCUGACGUGGGGACAAGGGCGUCAUCCUGGAACACACAGAAAGAUCCAGAGUCAGAGGGGGAGCUGGGAGCCCGGGAUGAGGAGGGAGAGGGGGCAGCCUCCUCACAGGCACAGCUGGCAGCACAGGUGGCAUUUCCAGCCCAGCCCAGUACAGCUGUGGAAGUAGAAGACAUGGCUCUGAAGCAGCACAGCCAACAGAAGGCGCUGCUCAGCAGCCAGCACAUCAGGGAGGGGACAACUGGAUCCAGGAGCGAGCUCGGCAGGGAGGGGACGACUGGACCCAGGGACGACUGGACCCAGGAGCGAGCUCGGCUGGGCGGGGACGACUGGACCCAGGAGCGAGCUCGGCUGGGAGGGGACGACAGGACCCAGUCUCGAGCUCGGCGGGGAGGGGACGACUGGACCCAGGAGAGAGCUCAGCGGAAGGGGACGACUGGACCCAGUAGCGAGCUCGGCGGGAGGAGGGACGACUGGACCCAGUAA